UAACGAGAAAGCGAAGUAAUCAACACAUAUUGCGUGAGUGUGAGGUUGGCAGUUGCUAAAAUUAAAUAAUUUAAGCGCAAGCAUUACGUAGACUUAUUAAAUAAUAAAAGAAAGCGUAUAUUUGUUUGACCAAGGAAUAAUAAAUUCAAGGCAACACUUAAACUGAUUUGUGAUUCCAACAAUUAUUUGGUCGAAAGCAAUGCAUUUUCUUGCUAUUAAAAGAAGUAAACUGUUUGAAAUAAGCAUUUGUGAAUGAACAAUAUUUUUAAAAGUGUAUAUAACAACAAAAUUACAGUGAAUUUUUAUAUUGCCAAUUAUAUUAAAAUAAAACUAUAAAAUGUCGAAUAAAAAUACAGCGGAAUUUAAAAGUGGAAAUAAGAACACUGAUGAAGAAAAUUGUCAAAAGAAAGAGUUUUUAGGAAAUGUAGACUUCGAUUUGGCACACGGAACGGAUUCGGGGUUUCUUUCAGGACCCCAAAACUCUUCCUUCCAAGAACAUGAAGAAUCUAAACAAAGUUCUGCUGAAAACAUUGGUAACAAUUUUAAUACGCAUCAUCCCAAUAUCGAUAAAUCAGUACAUAGAGAAAGGAUUUCUGCUAAUAUUGGCGAACAUUGUGAAAAAGCUGCUGAGGAAUUAUGUGUUGUUGAUUCGGGCUGCAUUGAGGAAGAAGAAUGUGGGUCCAACGAUCUACAUGCCGAGACUGAGGCUCAUGCUAUUGUACAGCCCAAUACACGAUCGCGAACACAAGUAAACCAAACAAGUACAUCUGAAGUUACUAGUUCAAAAGAUAAUAAAAUAAAAACAAAGCAAGAUGUCGAUGCUCACAUUUCAGAACGCUUUUCUAAUCUUAAUUUACAACAAGGUACAAUAAAUGAUUUGGGCGCGUCUUGCAAAGAUUCUACCGUAGACCCUGAACAAACGAAACCUAUAAAGUCAUCGGCUGAGCUCGAUAAAUUGCCAGCAUGGGAACAAUACUACCAACAAAAUGACGAAGGAGACACCUAUCUUCAUUUGGCUUGUAUAUCGGGAUACGACAAUGUGGUAGCUGCUCUUUUCCGCCUAGCUAUACAUCCUUGUCUGUUGGACAUAAAAAACGAUUAUGGACAAACUCCCUUACAUCUAGCUGCGCUAACAAAACAGAGAAAAAUCAUGCGCAUGCUAUUGCUAGCCGGGGCCAAGCCAACCAUACGCGACAACAACGGAAACACAGCCUUACAUAUCGCUUGCAUGUCUGGUGAUGAACAAUGUGUGAAUGCUUUAACAGUUCCAUUUAGUGCGUCAGAGAUUAAUGAAGCUCAUCGCCAGUUUGGUUACAGAUCCAAUGAUAAGCGAGUUUCUUCCCUUAGUUAUGCAUCUUUACCCACUGGUUUAGAAAUUCGCAACUACAACGGUAAGUUAUUUAUUUAACUUUUGUUUUCGAAUUUUGAAUGUCUUUUUGACUAUCAUAUGAUUCCUAAAGAUAAUUAAAUAUAGUCGUUUAGUAAGAAUAUAUGAUAUAUACAAUGAAAUCUAGUGCGACUAUUUGCUUGAUUAAAAAAAAGAAACUUUCCAAAAAUAUAUUUGAAAAUUGGCGACUGUCUCUGUUUCUCGGCUAGACAAGUGCGAAGACGGCAUAACGGUAACGAAAAUAAGAAAUUCUCAGCAUAUAUAGAUACUUUUAUUUAUAGACCUAAUAUUUCGCCAUGUGAUGAUGUAUUCAUGUUCAUGUGUAUAUGUGUAUAUGUGUGUAUAUAAAAUUAAACAGCCGUGGAAGCCAUUGCCUUGAACAAAAUUUACGUAAACAUAUGUAUGUAUGUAUUUAUAUUCAGAAUAUACUUACAAAAAUAUGCACAUACAUUUAAGGUAUACAAAUUUCUUAAUCUUUUAUUCAGUAGAAUACAUACAUACAUACAUAUAUAAUAUAUAAUUUGUAUGUCCAAUACGGCAUUUCAGAACACCAUAGAUUUUUGGCGCAUGCCGAAAGUGCUGACGUCAAUAACAGUUUUUCCGAAGGAAAAUUUUAAUUUUUGCGCCCCUCAGUCGUAAGAUUUUUGCAAAAAAUUGUGCCAACUCCGGUAUGAGAAACCAAAAUAAACUAAGUUAUGUAUGUUUGUACGUAUGUAUACAUAUGUGUAUGGAUUAAAUAUUUGGUUGACUCAGGUAUUAGCUUGUUUUAGGUAAACCUGUUACAUUAUACACAUUUAUGUGUAUAUGUAUGUAAGUAUAUCUGCACCAUUAAUACCGUUAAUGUAUUGAUCGGUCAAGUGGAGCUAUAAAUAGCACAUGCCUUCAGUGAGGAUACAAGGUACAUUGCUCUAUAUAUUCGUUCAUAUGUACAUACAUACAUACAUAAGUAUAUUCAUACAUACAAUUUUUUCUUACAUUUAUAGUAUGUAUGAAUAUGUCGUCAGAGGGACGGUUUUAAAAACAUAUUGUUAUUUUUUGGGAAAAAAAUUAAAAUUAUAUUUUAGCCAUACAAUCUGACUGUUAAAUAAAUCGAUUUACCUUUGCAUCUAAAAUAUUAAUGCAAUAUCCAUGUAUGUACAUAUGUAUGUAGUUCACAUCGUUGUAUUAUAUGCCUAUUUUGAAGAACAAAAGUAGUAAAAGGCGAGUAAAACAGACGGAUUUAAACGCCGCCAGCUAAAUGAAAGUGUGUUUUUUGUUUCGUUCUUUGCACAGACGUCGAAUUGGCUGACACACAAAAUUCUUCGUAUAUUUCGAGAAACUACCUCAUUCGUAAAAUUAUAUACAGAGAUAUUAUAUCGUCCCCUCAAUAUAACAAUAGCGUAUGUGCUGAUACGCCAUUAUUUUUUUAUUGCAUAUUUAGAAUCUCCAUCAUUGAUUCUAUGUCUGGUCAAAAUUUCGUCAAAUUCUACUUCCACAAAGUGGGUCAAAAUGUCAUUAGAAAAAAUGGUGUAUAAUUUCAUGUUCAAAAAUUUCCUUCAAUAAGUGUAUAGACAUCUGAUUUGACAAAAACUUUAAACUCGAUUUUCUCAAAA
Bactrocera dorsalis (oriental fruit fly) is the source of this 2979-nucleotide messenger RNA. RefSeq names its product NF-kappa-B inhibitor cactus-like. The transcript has 4 exons. Lineage: Eukaryota; Metazoa; Arthropoda; Insecta; Diptera; Tephritidae. The coding region runs from base 338 to 1408 and encodes 356 amino acids. Gene Ontology annotation, molecular function: protein binding. The record is from RefSeq and is a predicted model, not a curated record.